Messenger RNA from Eurytemora carolleeae, 1593 nucleotides. Its product is annotated as tropomyosin. Gene Ontology annotation, molecular function: actin filament binding. NCBI's taxonomy places the organism in Eukaryota, Metazoa, Arthropoda, Copepoda, Calanoida, Temoridae. Gene Ontology annotation, cellular component: actin filament. The record is from RefSeq and is a predicted model, not a curated record. Bases 650 to 1510 code for a protein of 286 amino acids. Gene Ontology annotation, biological process: actin filament organization; muscle contraction. The transcript is spliced from 13 exons.
AAUGGUUUUAUUAGAAGUUAUUAAAUCACUAAUUAAGUGAAAUCUAUAAGAAAAAGUCCUGACUACUGACAUCCGUUGAUUAGUCAAAAGUUUAAAGGCAUUAAAGGGUUGUUGUAAAUUAAAUACGGCACUGUAUAAAUGGAGGGUCACUUGGAAUUAGGUCUACAGUCACUUUAAUAUAUUUAGCUUUCAAACGAUUAUUUAAAUAUUUUACCUUUUCUAUCUAUAAGCAGUAUACACACACACCACGAAUUUUAUGGAAAUUUUGGAUUUUAUGGAAGAGAGAAAAUUGCCGAACUUUUACUUCUAUAAACUGAAGAGACGUUUUGCCCAAAUAUUAAAUUUGUUCAGUUCUGAAAAGUCAUUUAGAAUUAUUUAAGAUUUCCUUUAAACUGAAUAUUUUACUAAUCACACAGGAUCACACGCUCCUAAUCUAAACGAUUACAUUAAACCGCUUACUCAGCGUAGUGAUGUUAGUUACCCCCCCCCCCACCACCCCAUUCCCCCUUCUAGUCAGAUUAACAGUUGUACAUUAACUACUCACCCGUCCCCAUCAUAGCAAUCAUCAAACUAAAAUAACUAACACCGUGGAUAUAGCUAGCAGUACUAAGCAGAACAAUUUUGAUUUUGGGGCUAUUUACAUCUAAAGAUGGACAGUAUCAAGAAGAAGAUGGAGAAGUUGGCGAGUGAAACAGCGGAAGCAGAAUAUAGAAUUGCUCAUUUCGAGGAGCUCAAGGCGGCCAAUGAGCUAGAAGCUGAAAAAUAUGAAGAACAAGUCAGAAAUAUCCAGAAGAAGAUGCAGUCUAUGGAGGGACAAUUUGAUGGAUGCACUGAAGAUCUUUUUAAUCAAUCAAUCAAGCUUGAGGAGAUGGAGAAGAAGGCUGGAAAUGCUGAAGGCGAGGUUUCUGGACUAAGAUCUCGUCUUAUCCUACUCCAGGAGAAUACGGAGAAGCAAGAGGAAAGGUUGGCUAAAGCUACGCUAGAACUAGCCGGGGCAUGCUUUCGAGCAGAUACAAGCGUCAGGAAGCGUCAUGAGCUGGAGAACGGAGUGUCAUCAAAUGAGGAGUCGAUAGAUUCCUUAGAACGUCAACUUCAUGAUGCUCAGUUCAUGCAUGGAGAAUCAGAGAGGAAAUAUGAAGAUAUUUACAGGAAGCUUGCAACCCUAGAGGCAGACGCAGCACGGGGAAAUGAACGCGCGGAUGGAGCAGAGAAAAAGAUCAGGGAUUUGGAGGAAGAGCUGACUGUAGUUGGUAAAAAUCUACAACUUCUUGAGGUUGGGGAGGAACAAACAAGGAUUAGAGAAGAGAAACUUCAGAUACAAAUAUUGGAGCUCAGGAACAAACUGAAAGGAAUAGAGUAUAGAGGAGAACAGGCAGAGAUGAAUAUACAGAGAUUAAAUGUUAGAAUUGAUCAGGUUGAAGAGGAUUUGCUGCAGGAGAAACUAAAAAUUAAGAAGGUUAGCGAUGAGCUGGAUCAAACCUUUGAUGAUAUGCUAAACUUGGCAGUUUAACCAAAUUAUUUAAUUAUACAUAAAAUUAUUGUAAUAACAGUAGAAUUUAGAUUGCCAAAUAUAUAUAGUAAUUAAAAAUGUAA